Messenger RNA from Anopheles marshallii, 4926 nucleotides. RefSeq names its product protein slender lobes (gene sle). The transcript has 4 exons. NCBI's taxonomy places the organism in Eukaryota, Metazoa, Arthropoda, Insecta, Diptera, Culicidae. Bases 1 to 4926 code for a protein of 1641 amino acids. The record is from RefSeq and is a predicted model, not a curated record.
AUGAAUCAGGAGGAGGACAUCCCGACAAGAGUCACCCGUGGUGCUCUUCGUCGGCGUUCGGUCGACCAGGAAGCCACCCCACAAAAACCGAGCGGUACGACUGCAAGUGGAACGCCAAAAAAAUCGAACAGCACCACCAAGCGACUUAAUGCGCUAAACCCGAUACAGGAGAGUGAAGGUCGCCCAUCCACUCCUAUCGCCGGCCGUACUGGCCGACGCCGUAUGUCGGAAACCGUCGAUACUCCGACAACGUUGCCUAACAAAUUGGUACAGAACCUCAAAGAAGCAGAAUUGAACUCCGACUCUGGCAAGCGUUCCCGUAAUACUUCACUCACAGAGGAAAACUUGAAAGAACUGAAUGUAGGUUACGAAAGUGGCGGCACGACGUUAUUGACCCGCUCUCGCACGCCUGCUCGUGUUCGCGCGUCCCAUGAGACUCUGGUUACAAGCGGUUCUCCAUUAUCUGUAACUCCAGCCCUACGUCGCUCCACUCGGCGCAACAGCGUCACAUCCGACGAUGGAAAUAUUUCGGUUCAGUCGCUUCCAAUCACUACCCCGAAGACGAGUUCUGGCCUGCGUGGCCUAAAGGACGACACAAUUAUGGAGGAGGAUGCCGGUGAUGAUCGAGCUGAAUCAGUAUCGUCCGACAUAUCCACACGUCACAUGCGAAGCCAAUCGGCAUUAUCGCAUGUCUCCGCUUCUGCCAGCCCACGCAGUGCUACUGCGAGUCCAGUGUUGGCUGUAAGGAAUGAAUCAACACCUCCGCGCGCCAUUGCAACUUCCCGAAUUGUUAUAACCCCUGUAUCGCUGUCCAAAAUGUCACCACGCUCCAAAAAUGUUUCCUUCAGUGAUGAUUCGAAACGAGACGGCAAUCAGAGCUCGUUUCCCAAAACGCCAACACCCGUGUCAAAGGAAGUUUUUAUUAUUGUCGAAGAUCUUCGCAACUCCGAGCUGAAGGGUGUUUCACCGAAGGUGGAUGCUGUAAUAGAUUUAUCACCGAAAAAAAUAGAAACAGAGAAGGAACAGGAAGAACAAGCGGUCCGUUCAUCUCCCAAGUUCGAAAACAUUGAGGGAGUUAAUCAGACACUGAACGAGACCGUCAAGGACAAUACGAAUGCUUCCUCAAACAUAGUCGAACUACAGAACGAUCAAAGUUUCGUGGAAAAUGCUGGCGAUAAUGAUGUCAGUGGAAUCGAUGUAUUGGAGAGGUCUGUAAAAGAUGUUGUUGACACAAAAGCAGAUAUCAAUCCGAAGGCGAAUGAAUCCCUUCCUGCAGAAAACAAAUAUCCAAAGUCUUGGGCACUGCCAUUGCGACGUUCCGGCUCGGAAGCUAUAGAUCAAUACACCGUUCCAAAACCGGAAGAGCAAGAACGGCUCGAAGAGCUAAAAGAAGCCUUGCCGAAGGCUCAAAAGGAUUCAUCGUUUAAAUCAAGUUCGUCAGGAGCAGAACAGUCAGCAGACGAGAGCGAAGACAACGAAGAUGAUAAGGAAGCAAUGCGGGAAGGCAAUGAAUUUAUUGACGAUGAAGCGCUCGAAGUGGAGGGCUAUCAGUCGGGUGACUCGAUGGAUGAAGAAUUGAAAAGAGAAAUCGAAGAGAACGAAAUUCCUGAUCAGGGCGAAGAUCUGGGAAGUGAAGAUACGGAGGAGCAUGACGAUGAAAAUGAGGAAGACCAGGAGUAUGCUAAUGACUCGUGGCUUGUCUCUGAGGACAAUGAAAUGGAUGAAGAACAGUUAUUACGCAGUUCAAAUGAGGACCUGACGACGAGUGGUACAACUUCACCUAAGCAAACUAUCCUUGGGGGAAAAAAAUUUACCAUUCUCGACGACAGUGAGGAGGAUGAAGGAAAGGAAAUCAGCAUUGGUGUUGGGAACAAUUCCUCGCCUCUGAAGUCCCCGAAAUGUACUCCCAGCAUAAAACGUUCGGUAACACCGGUUUCGAUGCUGCAGACUGGUGACAACGAAACGUCUGAGAACAGUUUUGUGGCUAGUUUGCCUAAAACUCCUACUCGUGCUACAUCACCCAUGAAAGAUACAUCAAGUUCUCCAGUUAAAAUAUCUUCCAACCAGAAACAGCUUCACGAAUUUGUCGAAGUAGCAGCCACCCCAAAAAAAGACAAAACAAUAGACAGCAGCCUGGUCAUAUUUGAGGAUGCUAAUGAGGCGAAGGAAGAAGGUCAGCAAAUGGCAAAGGAAACGGAUAAUAGUGCAUCGUUGUCGACAUCGCCUGAAAAAUCCGAUAUUUCUCGUAAAAGCUUAUCAGCUGGUGCUGUAAAUCUCUCCGAAGCAGAAGUUGUCGCUGAUGUCCGUAAUAACCUUCCUGCGGGAACAAAAAUACAGAGCUAUAAGAAGAUCGAUGACAACGAAGAGGAAAAAAUUCCCGAAAUCGAUAAGAAUGAAUUGAUGGAAGAAGUAAUUGACUUGGAAGAAAAUGCGGAAGACAAUACCUCAUUCCAGGACAAUAAGGAACUAAAUGAAUCAUCUUCAUCGCAAUUCAUAUUAGAACAGCCUAUAAAGGAAGUGUCCAAGCCGGACCGGAAGUCCAUGCCGCCCGUAUCGCUAGUUUCUGCACAGUUUUACAUCAGUGGAACGAAAAAGCGAAACACUAUCGGUGGUGGAGAGAGUAAUAUGCUAACAUCUACACCAAAACCAAACGAGUCUUUGGCGGUAAGAAAGCAGAAAAAUAAGCCGGAAGCGGAGAAAAGAAAUUCGAGCGGCAGCAGCUCGGUCGUUCCAAAUCCGUUUGCUCUCACCACCGGGGCGAAACUAAAGUCGCGCGUUUCAUUAGACACGGGUAUAGCGAUUGAACAAAAUGCAAAAAAAAUGCGCCUGUCUCUACCGACCAAAUUAAUCGAAAAAGAUAUGCCCUCGCGAACUGUUGUGAACGGUUCUCAGGAACCAGAGCCGGAACCUAUGGAAGUGGACGAAGUGAUCGAGGAGGAGGACGUUGUGAAUGGGGAAGUAACCAAACAAAAUGAUGAUGAAGAGACGGAUGAUGAUGAUGAUGUUUCAGUAGAGGUAGUACAGGCUGAAGAAAAACAGCGCAUUAAAAUUGUUAAACCCAAACCCAAAAACCUCGAGGAUUAUGAUCUAACUAACAUAUUGGUGCGCUGCAAUGAGGUCAUGCGAGAGGACAAGGAACGUAAAAAGCAGCUAGCAUCCGUUAUACGCAAGAAAAAGGAAGAGAAAAAGCGACUGCGAGAAUUGGAAAAACAGGAAGAGCUGGAAGCGGCCAAAAACGCUGCGAACACUUCGAAAGAUAAUGUUGAUGAUCCAAACAACGUCAAUGCCUCGACCGGUAAUGAGUCCGCCAGCAUGGCUGAGGAACCAACGAAGAAAAAGAAGAAGAGAAAGCCUAAGGUGAAGAAUUACUUAUUGGACGAGCUAGCUGAAACUAAGAAGGAACGAAUGGAACAGGUUUUAAAGCACAGAUUGGAAGUGAUCGAACGUCGAAAGCAGCGCAAAAAGGAUCGUCAGCUUGAGAAAAAGAAACAGCUGGAUAAGGAAAAUGGAAAUGGCGCGAGCGCAACAGGCGGUAUUGGAGCAAAGUUGGCAAAAAUGAAGAAAAAACAAAAGGCAAAUGAUGAAGCCAAGGCAGUUAUGGAAAACGAAUCAAAUGAUCCACCAGUUCGAGCAGCUCUUUCAGCAUAUGUCGUUUUUAAUCAACUGGAGAAAAAUCAAACUCCAUCAUCAGCUUCGAAGGCCUCGGUGGAUGGAAAGCAAAAGGAGCCGUCAGCCGAAGCGCAACAUUUGUCGCCUCAAUCUGCAAGUGAUGGUUUGAAGGAGGAUCCGGACAAGAUGUCCAAAAAGCAAAAAAAGAAACAAACUAUGGUGUCGGGUUCGGAAGGUAUGGAAAGCGUUCAGCACAACGCACUUUCAGGUGCGCAUAAAAUAUCUGCCAAUCGUGCUGUAAAUUCGGUGGAGAGUAAAGUAAUUGCUAAGCUCGAGCAAUAUUCAAAUGAUGAAAAGCCGAAAGAAAAGAAAAGAAAGAAGGAGCUGGUCGCAGAGCUGAUGUUGAAUGAAGUUGAUUCGGAUAUUAAGCAACAAAAGAGAGAUAAAAAGAUCAAACUGAACGGCGCAGCAGAAGAUCUUAACAAAUUCGCUCAUGCGAAACCUGCAAGGGCCAUAGCUGAGCUCCAUCUAGAGGAAGAACAGCUCCGUAAAUUAAAGAAAGGAAAAAAGAAGCUUGCUGCUCAAACGGAAAACGAUACGGUGGAGGAUAGCUAUAUGACUGAACUGUCUCGCAAAAAGUCAGCAUCCGUCGUGAUGGAAUCAACAAUACCAGUCCCGUCGAUCGCUCCCGCAAAGAAGCGUAAACGUGAGCAGCAGGGUGACAGCUCGGCCGCGACAACGCCCCGACCAGCGAAACACACGAAGCUUCGCGUCCUGCAGCGCAUUGAAAGCGGUGGCUUCUUCGUGGAAAAUGUGACGCCGGAUAAGGUACGCCUGAAGCGCAACUUUGGUUUCCAAGAGCGACCGGCGACACCGGCAAAGCAGCUGGGUUUUAAGGUUUCCUCACUUUUACCCACUGGACAAGAAGAGCUUCGGGACAUGGCAUCGUCCUCUAAAACGUAUCCCAAAGACGGCCGAAAGAAGUCCAAGUUCGGGGAUGUAGUCGGCCCGGAACGGAACAAGGGCCUACCGCUUCCGGUGUGGACCAGCUCGGGGGUAUUUUUCGAAUCUGCUGCCGAUGGCAAAGGGGCUGAAGGCGAUAAGAAAACUCAAAGGGAGAAAUCCGGUUACGUUCAGCUUAAAAGUCAGGGGAAAGGUGAAUUCAAUAUCAAAGCGCUCCGACCCGGAUCCAUUGCAGAAAAACCUCAACGUGUAGACUCGGCCAUUACUGCGAAGUCUGUGUUGAACUUCAAACGACAACAACUUCUUGAAAAGACAGCUCAUUUGCGCGAAAAGAAGAAGAAUCAGCGGAUGUAA